Peromyscus californicus insignis is the source of this 4215-nucleotide messenger RNA. It is a transcript of the gene Nkd1, whose product is annotated as NKD inhibitor of WNT signaling pathway 1. NCBI's taxonomy places the organism in Eukaryota, Metazoa, Chordata, Mammalia, Rodentia, Cricetidae. The transcript is spliced from 10 exons. Gene Ontology annotation, cellular component: cytoplasm. The record is from RefSeq and is a predicted model, not a curated record. Gene Ontology annotation, biological process: negative regulation of Wnt signaling pathway. Gene Ontology annotation, molecular function: calcium ion binding. Bases 138 to 1553 code for a protein of 471 amino acids.
CGACGGCGGCAGGAGCGCGUCCCGGCGCCGCCUGGGGCUGCGCUCGGCGCGCGGACUGUGAGCAGGAGGCGAGCGGGGCUGGCGCGGGGUCGGCGGCCGGACGCAUGGCUUAGGACGCCCCGCCGCCGCGCCCCAGCAUGGGGAAACUUCACUCGAAGCCGGCCGCCGUGUGCAAGCGCAGGGAGAGCCCGGAAGGUGACAGCUUUGCUGUGAGCGCUGCUUGGGCAAGGAAAGGCAUCGAGGAGUGGAUCGGGAGGCAGCGCUGUCCAGGCAGCGUCUCAGGAUCCCGACAGCUGAGAUUGGCAGGCACUGUUGGUCGAGGCACCCGGGAGCUCGUGGGUGACACUUCCAGAGAGGCGCUCGGUGAGGAGGACGAGGACGACUUCCAGCUAGAAGUGGCUCUACCACCUGAGAAGACCGAUAGCCUGGUCAGUGGAGAUGAGAAGAGAAUGGAGAAACUGAGUGAACCUGGCCCUGGCUCCAAGAAGCAGCUGAAGUUUGAAGAGCUUCAGUGUGAUGUUUCUGUGGAGGAGGACAGCCGACAGGAAUGGACUUUCACUCUGUAUGACUUCGACAACAACGGCAAAGUCACCCGUGAGGACAUUACCAGCUUGCUGCACACCAUCUAUGAGGUGGUUGACUCCUCUGUGAACCAUUCACCCACAUCAAGCAAGACACUGCGGGUGAAGCUCACUGUGGCCCCUGAUGGAAGCCAGAGCAAGAGGAGUGUCCUUUUCAACCAUACUGACCUGCAGAGCACGAGGCCCCGAGCGGACACCAAGCCUGCUGAGGAGCUUCGUGGCUGGGAGAAGAAGCAGAGAGCCCCUCUCAGGUUCCAAGGUGACAGCCACCUGGAGCAGCCGGGCUGCUACCACCAUUGUGUGGAUGAGAACAUCGAGAGAAGAAACCACUACCUGGACCUGGCGGGGAUAGAGAACUACACAUCUCAGUUCGGACCCGGCUCCCCUUCAGUGGCCCAGAAGUCAGAGCUGCCCCCUCGAAUCUCCAAUCCCACUCGCUCUCGCUCCCAUGAGCCAGAAGCCGCUCACAUCCCACACCGGAGGCCCCAAGGUGUGGACCCAGGCUCCUUCCACCUCCUUGACACCCCAUUUGCCAAGGCGUCAGAGCUCCAGCAACGGCUCCGGGGUACUCAGGAUGGGAGCAAGCACUUUGUGAGGUCUCCCAAGGCCCAGGGCAAGAACAUGGGAAUGGGCCACGUGGCCAGAGGUGCAAGAAGCAAGCCUCCACUGGUGCCCACCACCCACACUGUGUCCCCCUCUGCCCACUUGGCCACCAGCCCAGCCCUCCUCCCCACCCUGGCACCCCUGGGCCACAAGAAGCACAAGCAUCGAGCCAAGGAGAACCAGGCGAGCUGCCGGGGCCUGCAGGCCCCACUGGCUGCAGGAGGUGCCACCGUCAUGGGGCGAGAGCAGGUGAGGGAGCUGCCUGCUGUGGUGGUGUAUGAGAGCCAGGCUGGGCAGACUGUCCAGAGACAUGAGCACCACCACCACCACGAACAUCACCACCACUACCACCACUUCUACCAGCCCUAAACCCCACCAGGCCACCACAUGAAGGACCCACCCCACGCCUCAAGGCAUUAUUAUUCUAUUAAUUAUUGUUAUUAUGACAAUUAUUGUUAUUAAUAAUUAUUGUUACUCCACUAAUAUUUAGCUAGCCUUCAUGUAGAAGAUAUAUGGAAACACAGAACUAAACUUUUAUUUAUAUGUUGUGGGGAUUAUAUAACUCACCCGAGAAGUGACUGGGUUUGGAAGGGUCCUUGGGCUACCCCAGCUGCAGGGUCCACGCAGAUCUUCCCAAACCGCAGGAGCCCUCAGCCCAGCUGCCCCACUCCAGCUCUUCCAGGAGAGCCCCCUUGCCUGGCUCAGCUUCAGAGACCCUCAAGAGCUCCAGAGGACAACAGCUGCUACCUCUCAGUGUUAUUCUGUUUUGACUUCGCCCUUAACUGAUUGUACCAUGCCAUGGGGAUCUCAGUGGACUGCCGCCGUCACGACGAUGUCUCCCUGCCCUUGUGUUCUCACACCUCAACCUAGACACCUUAGCUGUGCUUUCUGGAGUUACUGCCUCACCUAGGCCCAAGACAGUCCCGUCCUUUUUUGUGGGGGGGGCGUGCACAAUGUGGAAGCGCCCCUCCUCCUCCUGUGCCCCCCCCCCUUUGCUUUUGAAGGAUGCGCCUGUGUUUAAUGAUUGUCCUUGGAGCCAGCCUGCUUCUUUUGGAAACUGCUCCAGAGAGAAGCGACCACAUAAAGAAGCGUGGGUUCCCAAGAUGGCACCAUUGUAUGACGGAGGGUGUGAAACCUGAGUUUGCCAUCAGCAAAUACACUUGGUGGCUCUCUAGCAGCCUUUGUAUCUCUAGGUAGAUGCUGCCUGUCCGUGUCUCUGUACCUUUCUAGAAAUACACUCUCAGGUAUCUUUGCUGGUGUGCAGAAAUCACUGCGCUGCUCUGUGGAAGCUCCUGCAACCCAGAUGGACCCCAUGUGUUACGCGAGGGCCGCCUGUCCAUCAGACACAAGCAGCCACCUCCCUCUUAUCAGAGGUCAUGUCUUGGGGUUUGAAGUCUGCAGUUUUGGAGAGACUGCUUGGGUAUAGAAACUUAGAGUGGAAUGGGAUGGCACCUGAGACCCUGGGACAGGGUAUUAUUGGACAAGGGCCCAGGGAGACCGGAAAAAGACCGUUGUCACAUAGUUGGGGCCCCUAUGUAAACAGAUUACAGUCCCAGGUUGAGUACUUUGAGGAGGGCUGACAAAGGGUGACUGUCUACACUGGAGCAAAGGUAAAGAGAGCAGAACCCAGACCAGCGCUAAGCUGCCCCUGUACCUGAAAGGUGAGGCUCGCAAGGCACCUAGGAGCUGAGACCUCCAUUCAGGGAAUGUAGCCAGUUGUGUGGGACCCCCAGGGGUGGACGUCCUGGCUCCCUCCCCUGCCUUUUCCCCAUCCUUCUGUAGUGGCAUCUGCUGAAGGUCUUGGGAGGGAGUAGCAGCUGCACAGGCUUUUAUUCUUGAGGGCCUGGAGAGAGUCUGACCCCAGAAGGAAAUGAUCGCAGCUGUCCGUCUGCCCCUCUGUCUCCUGAGUUUAGCAUGGGUGGUAAGCAUGUACUUCUGAAGGUAGUGAGCAUUGGUUGUUUUUAUGGUGUUAAUUUUCCUGGUUGCUUGGGACUGGUUGAUGCAGUCCUCAAGACGGCACUAUGAAGCAACAGGAAGUAGAAAUCCAGGGACUGCAUCUGAGGCCCACUGGAGACACACACACACACACACACACACACACACACACACACACACACACACACACACACACACACGGUAGGUGACAGUCCCGGGUCCUCCUCGUCGUCAGGAUCCCUAACACUGUGAAGGACUUGAGCCCUGGCUUUUCCUCACAUGAAGCUUUCCGUUUCUGUUUGACUAGAAUCCAGCUCACAGGAGGUGACUGUAACCAAACCAAAUGGGCAAGGCAUUGUGGGAGCUGGCUUCGAGAUGACAGGAUCCAGUAUGAACGAAACAGUUUUCGUCCCUGGGUCACCCUGUGUGAGCAGGCCUGAGCUGCUGGCAUUCUGGGUCCAGGACCAGGAGGAAAGGACUUUCUAGGAGACAAAAGCCUGGUGAGGGAUGGUGCUGGACUGGGUUUGGAUAAGGUAGUCACCCCUGGACCAAUCAGCAUGGCCCACCUGGUAUGUGCCCACUUGCCGCAGGAGGCAGGGUCAGCACUGAGGACAGCAGGGGUGGGGUGGGGGUGUAGCAAACAACAAAACAAGACAAACCCAAUGGCCUCCAGGCCCAGAGCUGCCACAAGCAGUGAUGCCUAGGGAGUGGGAGCUGGCUGUAUGACAUGGAUCCACGGCCUGGGGAAGGAGGUCCCCUGAUGCCCCAGGAUUUUCUCACUUCUUGCUAACUUUUCAAAGUCACUUACAAAAAUAGUACCAGGUUCACCCGUAAAAGCCCAUGGAAGCUUAGAGUAAAAGGUAACUCACCAGGCUCCAUCCCAGCAUCCAUGUCCAGAUGCCCUCCAGGACCGUGGGUGCGGUGUGGUGGUUGGGACAUAGGCUGGUGCCAGGCUGCAGGGACUCAAGGCCGGACUCCCUUUCCUCACAGCAUGUACUACUGCAAGUGAAAUGCUAUGCCUUGGUUCCUCCCUUGUGAGCACUAUCCAGAUGCUAGCUGUUCUCAUGACUAGAAUAAAUGCAUUUUAUAGAAUAUC